Molecule: messenger RNA, 1439 nt
Organism: Monosiga brevicollis MX1
Lineage: Eukaryota; Choanoflagellata; Craspedida; Salpingoecidae
Exons: 2
Coding region: 7-1377 (456 amino acids)
Source: RefSeq, a predicted model, not a curated record
AACGAGAUGCGAGAUGAGCUUCGACGGGCGGCGUACUUUGGUGCCGGGGCGGCGGCAACUUGGUUGCUGCUGCGAGCACUGACGCGGGGAGACGAGGAUCCAAUCGUGCACCGUGGGGUCGCUCGGGCAGACGGUGCGCCCGCGCCGACGCUUGAUGGCGAGUCGGGCAAGAAGAACUCCUCGCUGUCGACCGAGUCACUCAAGUUGGUACGUGCACAGCUUGAGGCUGUGCCAGCUGAUGCGCUACCAGACUUUGUGUCGCAUUACUUGAGGCUGUCUAAGGCAACGCUGCUUCGCCUCGCGGCCGAGUCCAUGACAGGCGGCGAACUUUUGGAACAUGCCGAACCAGAUCGCUUUGGCUUUGAUGUGUUUUCUAAACUGCGCUGGAGCGGUGUGGAAGGUGCAGACAAUGAAACGUUGGGUCGCUGGCUCAAGGCCUUGGUCGCAGUCACCCCAGCUGCGUCGGCCGAGGCCGAGACACCCAUGGAUGACGACGCCGACGAUGCCUCGCCUCAAAACGAACCGGGACGGCGAGUGGCCUUGCUGGAAAGGCACCUGAAAGUGCUGCGCGAGGCCGCAGCUGCGACGGCUGAGAGACGCCAAGCGUCUGCGCAGGUUGUAGAGACGGACAAUGGCUUUGGUGUGAUGCUUUCGCAGCCCAGCUCCACGAUGCAGCGCUGGAUGCGAGCCGCCGCCGCUGCAGAUACUCAGGGCCCACACCUGGAUAUUGGGGCCGCUUAUGGAGUGGCUUCGGCGCCUGUACUUGCGGCUGGGGCCCGGGUAGUCGCAUGCGAUCUUUCAUCCACUCAGCUCGACCUCAUUGCUGAACGCGCCAGUGCCCUUCUUCGGGAUGCGCCAGCCUCGGAUGCCGUCGUCCUCGUUCCCGAAGUUGAGCAGCGACUCGAGUGUUUGGUUGGGGCGGUUCCGGGAGUUCUGAGUCGUUUGUCUCCACCUGUGCACCAUGUGCUCGCCUCCAACGUGCUACACUUUUUGCCGCCCCGCGCGUUGCGCCUCACGCUCCAACGCCUAUAUGAUGCCAUGGCGCCUGGUGCAUGCCUGUAUGUGGAAGCUGAUACGCCAUACAUGGCAGGGACCUGGCCCUUGUCAUGGCUGUAUGCUUGGCGACGCGUCUUGGGCAGUGCUUUCCCGGGUUAUUUCUGGUUCCCAGCCAGCUUGCGAGCCUGGCUGCUGCCGCACCGCCUGCGGGCCGUGGACCACUAUCACAUGUUGGAUACCCGCGUGUUGCUCCGCGAGCUCCGUGCCGUGGGCUUUGAGAUCGAUGAGCUUUUUUACGAGUCGCUGGCGCCAGAACAGGAUGCCUUUGGCCUUGUACAUGAUGGUCGGGAGAUUGUUGUGGCCAUUGCCUGCCGGCGCUAAAAGGUUGUAGCCUAAAGAAGGAGUUUAUAUUGGGCUCAUGUCGACCUAAUCAAGUCAUUUAC